Molecule: messenger RNA, 2460 nt
Organism: Naegleria lovaniensis
Lineage: Eukaryota; Heterolobosea; Eutetramitea; Acrasida; Naegleriidae
Exons: 2
Coding region: 1-2460 (819 amino acids)
Biological process (GO): signal transduction; activation of GTPase activity
Molecular function (GO): protein binding; GTPase activator activity
Source: RefSeq, a predicted model, not a curated record
AUGAAGAAAUUAUUUAGCGGAGGAGGUAAAAAGACAACAACUUCUGGUAACACACCUUCGAAUACAUCGAUAUCCUCUUCGACCUCUGAUCUUUCUUCGAGUGGUAAUAACAUUGUUCAGGGAGGAGGAACAAAUUCACCUCCAGGUCAAACUCCAACCAUUUCAGAGCCUAGGGAUACUAUCGUGACAGGAACUUCGGGUACUAUUAAAGACGUCGUAGCUCUCAUGUCUUCUUCAACACCAUCAGUCAUUCAAACCAAUAAUGUAAAUGCAAGUAGUAGCAGCAAUUCGAAUGGAAGUAGUACUACAGUUGGAGGAACAGCUCCUUCUGCCAAUCUGUAUCACAAUAUUUCCAAUGUUGUUAAUAGUCCUUUAAAAUUUGAACAACGAGUGGAAGCCAAAGUUCAAGAAGUUGAAGCAACUCAUAUCCACUACAAAGCUUGUCAAAAUGGUUUCAAAGGUCUCUUGAACGAGUCAACUGAAUUAGGACGAACUGAGGAGUUGAUGGGUCAACAAUUGGUAAAUUUUUCACACAAACUGCAACAGGGAGAUAUUCAUGCAAGACAUUUGAAGGUGUUGGCAGAACAAUUCGGAGAAAGCUUUAAAAUCUUUUCAAGUGCUAGAAAUAUUUUGAAUCGAGUGGUUGAGGAAAAAUAUCUUAAAGAGCUCUCAGAAGUUCAAAGUGACAACAAAUUGCAAGAAGCAAAAGAAAAUAACUUUUUAGAAGCAGAAACUGACUAUCAGAAACAAUUACGAAAUAUCAAAUAUUUCUUGUCAUUAUUAGAAAUGAAAGAUGCAUUUGUGGAAUACUAUGAAAAUUGUAAUAAGGCCUUGAAAGCAAUGGAAAAACAUAUUGACACGGCAAUUAAGCAACAAUUUGAGAAUGGAGUAUUUAGUUUUUCAGCUCCUACGUCCCACGUCAAUAACUCUAAUAAUGCUCUCACACCCAAGUCGAAUCAAAUAUUUACUCAAUUCACUCUGGAACAUAUUAUUUCACAAAACAUGCCAAGCCGAUCUGAUGAAACAACUCUCUUUGGUGUUGAAUUGAAGGAAGUUUUGAGGAGAUUUGGUGAACCAUUUGGAGUUCCAAAGAAAAUCAAACAACUCAUUGACUAUAUUGAGAACAAUUAUUUAGAAAGUGAAGGUCUGUUCCGUGUUCCAGGUCACACCAAGGGCAUGGAAGACAUGGCAGAAAAACUCAACACAAGUGAAACUGUGGAUCUUGAUCAUGUUGAGCUUGUGAACAAACCACAUACACUUUGUGGUGUUUUGAAAAAGUAUGCAAGAGAAUUGCCACAACCCUUAUUGACCUUUGAAUUGUAUGACGACUUUAUUGCAAUUGCCAAAAGUGUAGCAACGAACAAUGAGCAAAAACAAAAGCAAAAGCAAGAGCUCAAAGCACUCGUUAACAAACUCCCAGUUGAAAAUUACAAUCUUCUUGGACGACUAUGUCAAUUAUUCCGCAAAAUUGCUCUCAAUGAAGAAAAGACUAAAAUGAAUGCUAGCAACAUUAGUAGAAGUUUUGGAACCAAUUUGAUGAGAACAAAAGUUCAAGACGAUCAAAGAAUGCUCGUCGAUUUGGAAAAGAUCAAUCUUGUUUGUGAACUCCUUGUUCAACAUGCAGAUGACUUGUUUCCAGGAGAUUUAGAUAGUAGACAAGCACAAGGCAAACGACUCACCGAAGAUGAAAUUGAAGAAUGGAGAAGAGUAAAAUCUGGUGUCGCAAAGAAUGGAACCAUUCCAUCCGUGUCCUCCAUUGACACUCACAACAAUCAUUUGGGUGAGACCGAUGUUGACACGGAUGAAUCAUCGGUUCCUUCUCCAAGAUUACCACUCAAGAGAACACAAUCUCAAACUGCAGCGAGCAAGUUUUCCUCAGGAAAUGACACACCAGGUGAUCAUUCUGGUGGAGGUACACCUUUAGGAGCAAGUUUGCUCUCAAAGAGAAGUUUCACUAUGAAAGCCAAUGAAAAUGUUGAAGUUCAGAGCAACUCUUCACAAAGACAAAGUCUCAAAGGAUGGAUUGAAGUUCUCGACAAGACAAGAGGAAAAUUCUAUUAUUUUAAUCCUGCCACUGGUGAAACUUCUUGGAAACAUCCAACACACAACAAGAAGAAGGGAGUGACCAAAGAUGAAAGUGGGAAACUGACUGUCGUUGAUUCUCGUGACUCGGUGUGGAAUCGUGAUUCAACAGAUGAGGCUCACAUGGAUUCUGUGAAAUUAAUCAUGAACUGUUCUGGAAAAGUGGAGCAAGGCAAUUUACCUGAAAUUAUUGAUUUUUUGAAACAGAACAUUCUCUCAAGUCAUCUUGAAGCAGCAGAAAGGAUUUCAGAUAUACUUUCUGCACCACCUUUUUCAUGGACCAUUUCAGAACCUAAUCAUUCACAGAAUACCUUGACAAAGGAACAAUUAGAACUAUUUAACACUAAAUUACAAGUGUUAUCCAAAAAUUAUUUGUAA